Molecule: messenger RNA, 2531 nt
Organism: Trichobilharzia szidati
Lineage: Eukaryota; Metazoa; Platyhelminthes; Trematoda; Strigeidida; Schistosomatidae
Source: the annotation of a GenBank genome assembly
AUGAGAGUGGCAGUUUUUGACCGUAAUUUGAUUACAAGCUUACAUUUCGUGCCACUUGUGGGAAGACGACGGUUUGGGAGGAGAGGCAGGGUCAGGUCAAAUUUGUCAGGUGGUGGUGAAUCUUUUUCCCAAUUACGACUGAGUGAAUCGGUGGUAACAAUACCUGAAGAUAAUCAAGAAUGCUUCUCUGGAUUGCGACUGAGUGACACAGUGGUUGGAGUGUCGGAAGUUGAUCAGGGUGGAUUAGAUGGCAAUGCCAGUGGGGGUGUGUCGAUUGGACCGGGAGCUGGAGAGUCGAAUACUGUUAGCAUGUCGACAGGUGUUGAUUCGAAAUUGUGUGAUGUUGAGAAGGAAGGUGGAUUAGAUGGCAAUUCCAGUGGGGGUGUGUCGAUUGGACCGGGAGCUGGAGAGUCGAAUACUGUUAGCAUGUCGACAGGUGUUGAUUCGAAAUUGUGUGAUGUUGAGAAGGAAGGUGGAUUAGAUGGCAAUUCCAGUGGGGGUGUGUCGAUUGGACCGGGAGCUGGAGAGUCGAAUACUGUUAGCAUGUCGACAGGUGUUGAUUCGAAAUUGUGUGAUGUUGAGAAGGAAGGUGGAUUAGAUGGCAAUGCCAGUGGGGGUGUGUCGAUUGGACCGGGAGCUGGAGAGUCGAAUACUGUUAGCAUGUCGACAGGUGUUGAUUCGAAAUUGUGUGACGUCGAGAAGGAAGGUGGAUUAGAUGGCAAUUCCAGUGGGGGUGUGUCGAUUGGACCGGGAGCUGGAGAGUCGAAUACUGUUAGCAUGUCGACAGGUGUUGAUUCGAAAUUGUGUGAUGUUGAGAAGGAAGGUACAUUAAAUGACAAUGUUAAUGGUGGUGUGUCGAUUAGUUCACGAGCUAGAAAGUCGAUUUCUGUUCGCGUUUUGACGGAGGUUGAUUCGAAAUUAUGUGAUGUUGAGAAUCAAGGUCGGUUAAGCAAAUCUCGUCGUUCCUCUUCCUCUAGCUCUUCCUCAGCGAAAAGACGACGUCUCCUUGGCGAACAGGAUAAAAUCAGUGCAUUGGCGUUGUUGAACGGGUUAGAUGAAGAGAAAAGAACCAAAGAUCGGUCCAGUCAACGAACUUCUUCACUUGGGCAUAAAGAACAGAGUGAUUUGUUGCAUACAAAUCGAAAUCCUGAUAGCAUCCCAUUAAUUAGACCAUUAAGUAUAACCAUUACAGAUAGCUUUUUGGAUUCCUUUGACGAUAGCCAUAUGGAUUCUAUUAAAUCAGUGCCAAAAAAUCCCACUGAUGAGGACUUACCUGCUGAUCAUGAUAAUAACUUACCGACGUCUCCGAAUCGGCUGACAAAUAUUUCUCCAUCACGUAAAGGUCGUCCAAGUGUAAAAUUCGCUUCUUUCGUCGUUUAUGUGGAUAAUCUUGAAGGCUGUAAGCCAAGAAUCUCUUUGGGUCCAAUUUCUGCUCCUGACAUUGGUAAUAAUAGUAAUAAUAAUUAUUCAGUCAACGAGACAACUGACAAAUCAUCAACAUAUCAAAGUCAAUUUUCAUCAUCGGAAGAAAACAAAGAAAAUGAAGAAUUGCAAAGUUGCUCUGGUUUUCAAGAGUCUUCUCUUCCUCCUUCAUAUUCAUCCUCUGUGUUGUCUGAAUCAUCUAUGAUGCAGCAAGUUAACCUUCCAUGGCGUACUCCAUAUGACUGUGAAUUUUUACCAUUUAAGAGGAAAAGACCUCUAUCAAAAAGUUAUAUAGAAAGUGGUGGUAGUUUACGUCGAAGUAAAAGACUACGUGUUCCAGCUUCACAUGACAGAAAUAAACUUGUUGUCUAUGAACCAGAUCAAGAUGAAUAUGGUUUAAUGUAUCAAAAACCUGUUGGUUUAGCUAUAUUACCUGAUUCAGAUGAAGUGAACCGACGUCAAAGAUUUCUUAAUCGUUUAAAACAUUGUCGUGAUAAUAGUCAAUUAUUAAGAAAUAGGAAAAUUUCUCGUGCACGACGUAUAGCAAAACUAGCUCAACGCUAUAGAUUCAUGAAAGGUGUAAAGAAAUCUCCGAUAGCCACAGAAUCCAUAAAAAUUCGACUUGAUCAAGAUGUGGCAUGGACAAAUCCAAUUGAAUCACAAUUACCAAUUGGCGUCAAUAAUACACUACAGCAGGUAAUAUAUCCAGUGAAUGCACAAUUUCCUCAUUUCAAAUUUUCUACAAUGGAAUUUUCGAAUUAUGAUAUUCCUGCCUUAUUUGGUGUUUUCCCUAGUCGAAGUCAAUCGAAUGUACCAUGUUUUGAAGUUGAUGUCAAUUUAACUAGAAUUGUUAGCAGAGAACAAGAGAGACGUCAACUUCAUUAUGAUAGAGAUGCAAUAAACAUAUUUACAUUGACUACAUCUCCUCCUCCUGUUCCAUCAACUUCAAAGGGUCCCUUAAGUCCUUAUGCUGUACAAAUUUCGAGGUUUGCAGUUCCCUUAUUGAAACCAUGCAUUGUGUAUAUUCCAAAAGGUUAGUACUAUUUCAUUGAUAUUAUAUUAUUAUUGUUGUUUCGUUUAAUUCCUAGAGGAAAAUACGGCUUCAGCCG